Molecule: messenger RNA, 1895 nt
Organism: Xiphias gladius (swordfish)
Lineage: Eukaryota; Metazoa; Chordata; Actinopteri; Istiophoriformes; Xiphiidae
Product: PEST proteolytic signal-containing nuclear protein-like
Exons: 5
Coding region: 211-675 (154 amino acids)
Biological process (GO): protein ubiquitination; proteasome-mediated ubiquitin-dependent protein catabolic process
Cellular component (GO): nucleus
Source: RefSeq, a predicted model, not a curated record
AAAUAUGUUGAGAAAUAAGUAGUAUUUGGUGUUAGCGUGAUUUGCUGCUUACCAAUUAAAACUAGCCACAUCUAACGUUAAACAGAGGAAAUGUUCGUAAAACUUGACUAAGCUAACGUAAAUGUUAGCUACGUAUCGUUGACUAGCUAAUGCUAAUGCGAAGUAACUUAACAUGUUAUUAACGUUACCUGUGUGGCUAUGGAGAUUUAGAUGGAUGUGACUACUGGGUUAAAUAUGCUGCUAAUAUUAAUCAGCACUGUGCGGGGAGAAGGGACUGCAGUCAAACGCACAUCCCAGCAUCUCACGCCUGAGGAUGAAGAUGAGUUCUCAGCAGACCCACCAGCACCCUUCAAAGUCUCCAAAAUUGGCUUUAGCAUGAGCAGUCAGAUGGGGAAGAAGUCGAACCCCAUAUCUAUCAAACUUGGAGCAACAAAACCCAAAGAGCCUGUACCAUCAAUUCCUCAAAAAAAGCCAGGGCUGGCAUCUGUUUUUAAUGAAGACGAUGAUAGUGAACCCGAGGAGAUGCCUCCAGAAGCAAAGAUGAGGAUGAAGAACAUUGGCAGGGAGACACCAACAUCUGCGGGACCUAAUUCCUUCAACAAGGGCAAGCAAGGGUUCUCUGAUCAUCAAAAACUUUGGGAGAGGAAGCUGAAGGCCCAAGCAGACAAACUGUAAAUGACUAGCAGAGUUUUGUCACUAUUGGAUAAUUUUGUAUAGGUUAAACCACGUCAGAGUCAUCUUUGGAGGCUCAAAUGAUUCAUCACUGUUAACUCGGUUUUGAAAACUUCUCACCUUUGUAGACAUGCAAUGACGAAUAAUUUAAGCCUUCUAUGAUACUCUGUGACUGAAACCCACGUUUACAUGUCUAACCACUACCGGCUGAUGCUAACUGAGAGGACAGAUAAGAGGUGAAGAGUGCUGUGUUGAAGAGAUGGGACAAACAAAUUAGCCAGAAUAUUGCUUAAACUGUGUUAAAUUUGCUACAGUUGCUUUCUGCUGGCUAAUGAGAAAAUCUGGCAUCUUAGAGCCUCCAUGCCCCUUUUUUCACCAUGCUUCUUCCGAUCUGAACGUGGCUAGGUGUGGUCCUGAGCAAGCUCUUAGUUUUACUUGUCUAAUAUAUGUGUAAAAAUGUACAUAGAAGCGUGAUAAUGUUUUAUUUUUGAAUCCACAAAUGGGAGUGUGAGUUUGAGUGUUAUGUUAACGUGUGGAGCAAGUGGGGCAUAGACUAGACAUACAGAUUGAUUUGAUUGUUUUGUUUAAUUUAGUUUCCCAACAUCAAUGUACAAUCCUUUGUUUUCACCAGCUGUGCCACCUCAUAGACGGCUUUUUGUUUGAUUUUUUUAGGUUUUCUUAUAUGUUUGAGCUUUGUGCCAAUAUUUCUGAUUUUGCUUAUUCAACACCGACUUCUUUCUGUUUCACUGAAUCUGGCACACUUACUGUACAAAUGUGGCUGUUUUCAUUUUUAUGUUCACAAUUGAAGGACUGAUUAUGUGUUUUUAGUUGACAACUGUGUGAAGAUCAGAAUCAUACGACUGUGACUGGAUACCUGGGUGCUGGUAACAGCGAUAGGUUAGCAGUGAUUAUGCACAUUUACAAACUCUUUUCAUCGCCAUUAAUAAAGUUCAUAUUAUCUUUAAUACAGCCAGAAUACUUUAAAUUUAGAUAAAUGUGGUCCCUCAGUGACUUCUCCUGUGCCUGAAACUCUCUUUGGAAUAUCCCUUUGAUCAAAAAUCUAAACUUUCAAUUCCUUUGUGGGUAACCUCACUGUUGUGCAGAAUUUCCCAAAAGAAUUACAUCAGUAUCAAUUGCUGUGACCUGUUUUAUCAAACAACUCCCUUGAACAUGUUUAAAUGCCAGUUAAAAAAAAAUAAAUAAAUGAAAAAUUUUGGAUGAUA